UAUUCAUGUUCAAUUCAUUGGUUCCCUUUCCUUGCUUUCCCUGUCCGUCUAUCGAAGAAACAAAAGCAGAACCAUACCAUUACUCCAAAAUCAACAGCUCCUUCGUCAUCGUGACCUCCACCGUCGUCCAACUCCGGCAGCCACCGCCCACCUGCCCUUGAAUUCUCUCACUCUCAGUUUUAAGAUGGAUACGAGUUGGAUGUCUUUACCAAGAGCUACUACUGAAUAUGAAAACGGUCUUGACAAAUUUCUUGAUUUUAUCUUUUCUACCGAGGGUAAAAAUGGUCAAAUAUCAUGUCCAUGCAUUGAUUGCAGUAAUCAAAUAUGGGUUGAUCGGGAGGAGGCUAGAACGCAUCUCCAAUGUGUCGGGUUUAUUAAAGGCUACAGAAUUGCACCUUUUAUUUCCGAAUCAUGUGAAACUCCUAUGUUGGAUGCUGAAGAUGACAUGCAAGGGUUGGUGCAUGAUGCAUUCAACGGGUUUGGUGAGAACAUACAUGAAAAUGAAAUAGGGACACAAAAUGAAAGUCAAAGUAUGCCAAACACAAAUGCGAAAAAGUUUUAUAAAGCGUUAGAAGAUGCAAAGAAAGAACUAUAUCCUGGGUGUAAGAAGUUCUCGGUUCUUUCUUUUAUCAUUAGACUAUUUCAUAGUAAGUGUAUUGGGAAAUGUAAUGACAAGGGUUUCAGCAUGAUGCUUGAUACAUUGAGGGAAGCCUUCCCAUAUGCUUCCAUACCGAAGUCAUUGUAUGACCUAAGGAAGAUAAUAAGAGAAUUAGGACUUAGUUAUGAUAAAAUUGAUGCAUGUCCUAAUGAUUGUAUGCUGUACUGGAAAGAAAACAGUAAGAAAACAGAAUGUGAUAUAUGUCAUACGUCAAGGUACAAAGCAAAUGAAAAUGAUCCUGAUGAUGAGUUAACCAUACCUGAUACGGAUAAGAAGAUUAAGAAGAUUGGAGCAAAGGUUUUACGUCAUUUUUCGCUCAUACCACGACUGCAAAGGUUGUUUAUGUCAUCUAAAAAGCAAGAUGAGAAUGGGUUUACUCUACUCAAGAUGAGAAUGGGUUUACUCUACUCAUACCACGGCUGUAAAGGUUGUUCCAUUGUGAUUGGAUCUCGAAUGGUUCAAGGAAAAAGCAAGAUGAGAAUGGGUUUACUCUACUCAAUUUUGAAGAUAUGUAUCACAACUAGUACAUCUGCUGGGUUAGAUCAGAUCUUGCCUCGGAUGUUCUAUCAUAAAGUACUGCGGGUUGGAACUUACUUGGAAUAGAUGGAGUAGUUUUGACUUGUCA
Messenger RNA from Helianthus annuus (common sunflower), 1283 nucleotides. RefSeq lists its product as uncharacterized. The record is from RefSeq and is a predicted model, not a curated record. The coding region runs from base 185 to 1261 and encodes 358 amino acids. NCBI's taxonomy places the organism in Eukaryota, Viridiplantae, Streptophyta, Magnoliopsida, Asterales, Asteraceae. The transcript is spliced from 3 exons.